Messenger RNA from Strongylus vulgaris, 2154 nucleotides. Lineage: Eukaryota; Metazoa; Nematoda; Chromadorea; Rhabditida; Strongylidae. The record is from the annotation of a GenBank genome assembly.
AUGAAUCGCGACAACGUGAUCAACGCUUUGCAAGCCACCACCGUUGGCGACAAUCAGAAAGUGGAGUCGUUCCUUGAUGAGAAACAUGUUGCGUCGGUCGGCACUACUCAAUCGGAGUGUAUGUUGCAGCGUACCGGCUCGCAUGAAACCAGAGCCGAGGUAGCGAGCCGCCGUACCACUACCUCGUCGAGUGAUGGUGCCGACUGGCGUACUUUGCGCACGCUCACAAACGAUGAUGAUUGCGCCGAUGCGGAAAUUUGCAAGACGGUAGCCGCCAGUAGCGAGCACAUUUGUGGUUUAAUGGAGCGAUGGCGUAGUGCUGCACGUAGAGCUCGUCGUUUGUCAUAUGAUCCUUGGUCACAUUUUUUUAUUCAUGAGAAGCUCCCCUCUAACAGUCAUGUUAACGACUGGAAACUUGCUCAUAACUAUGUAGCAAAGAGAUAUAUUCAAGAGGUAGAUCGAUCGGUUCUUUUCGAGGACGUGAAACUGCAGAUGGAUGCCAAGUUGUGGGCUGAAGAGUUCAAUCGUUAUGAUCCCCCGAAGAAGAUAGAUAUAGUUCAAAUGUGUGUUCUCGAAAUGAUAGACAUGCCAUCGGAGCCACUAUUCCACCUAGAACACUAUAUUGAAGGCGAAUACAUCAAAUAUAACUCGAACUCAGGUUUUGUUUCCGACAUUGCUCGGAAAACACCUCAGGCUUUCUCACACUUCACCUUCGAAAGAUCCGGUCAUCAAAUGAUUGUGGUGGAUAUUCAGGGAGUUGGAGACCUUUACACUGAUCCACAAAUACAUACAGUUCUUGGCACAGAUUAUGGUGACGGUAAUCUGGGCACACGGGGAAUGGCUUUGUUCUUUCACUCUCACUUGUGUAAUGAUAUCUGUCACUCCCUGUGUUUAACGGAGUUUGAUUUGUCACGAACGGAACGUAUGGAACUUUUGCGCGGUACAUGGGCCAAUAAUAUGAACCAGUCGACAGUUUUCACGCGUACUGUUAGUGCUUGCUCUGCAAUUGUUCCGGAGCUGAUUCAGGAAGAUGCAAUGGAAUGCUUGCGACUGCGUACAAUAUCUUUGCGGAGCCGUGCUUCCUCCACGGGCGAUUUCAGACAUGAAUCUGGAGAUGUACAUGAUGACGAUUGUCUUUGCGAUGUUUGUCUUGCCGAAGUAACUUCCGAGCUGGCUAGUGAUGCUUUUAGCGAAACCACAGACGAGAAUGAAAAUGGAGAAGAGCUCCCUUGCCCUGUGAGAAAGGUCGGCUUCCGUAGUCUGUCGGAUAGACCAAACCGUAGCGAAAGUUUUUCUAGCUCACUUGGUUCGACAUCUCUGGGAAGUUCGUCAAGAGUUACUCGAGAUACAGAAAAAGAAGAAUAUUGGGUUAAUGCUCGAAAGAAGUCAGUGCCUGCUGGAGUUUUCUCUGCUAUGGAGAUGCAGCAGCUAGCUGAAUCUGCAAAGCUUACCCAAAAUGUUUCAAUACUAGGUCAAAUUCAUCUGGAUAUGGCGCGAUAUCACGAGGUUGGAAGAUUUCUGCCGGAGAAAUCUAAUGAAGAAAAGCAUGCCGAUCCGCUGGAUGGUUCCGACGUUGACAUCAUUUGUUGGAAUGAUUCCUUCAGUUACGACAAACAGUCUGCUUAUUUCCAUCUUGACAUUGCACGACGUUGCGGUGUAUUAGAAGCAAUUAUCACUGUAGCUCAAAUGGCUUACAAAAUGCCGCAUGAUCUGUUGAAAGAUGUUGGUGACGAUCAGAUCUUUUUAGAAAAUGGAGUAGCUAGAGAAGAUUUUGAUAGAGAGGAAUUUGGUUUUGAACUUAUGGAGACUGCUGCGGAAAUGGGAGAUCGCAGUGCUAUGCUGUUUGUGGCCGAAUCGUUUGAAACCGGGCGCAGAAUGGGUCCAAAUGCACAACCAAGUUACCCAGAUGCUAUAAAGUGGUACGAAAAAGUAGUCGGAUUUACGGAUGAUGAUAGUGGUGAAGGUGUCGUUCUUCCACGUUAUGAAGUGUUAGCAAAAAUGGCUCAGAUGUAUCAGGAAGGCGGAUGUGGUCUCACACAAAACUUUGAACUUGCGUAUAACUUGUAUACAGAAGCUGCUGAGGUAGCUAUUGAAGCCAUGAAAGGGAAAAUUGCUAACAAGUUCUAUGAACAAGCUGAGAUGUGUUCUCGCUAA